Messenger RNA from Amphibalanus amphitrite, 2250 nucleotides. Its product is annotated as carboxypeptidase B-like. NCBI's taxonomy places the organism in Eukaryota, Metazoa, Arthropoda, Thecostraca, Balanomorpha, Balanidae. Gene Ontology annotation, biological process: proteolysis. The coding region runs from base 135 to 1553 and encodes 472 amino acids. Gene Ontology annotation, molecular function: zinc ion binding; metallocarboxypeptidase activity. The record is from RefSeq and is a predicted model, not a curated record. The transcript is spliced from 7 exons.
GGUGGCCGGGCCGGUUUCCGUCUGAGGAGGACCGGUCCCUCCUCGGUCGGUCGUGGGGGUAGGGGCGGCGCGGGGCGGCGGAGGGGAGGUGUCUACAGGUGCCGCACUACUGCCCGUGCCGCCGCACCGUCAACAUGGGCUGCCGGCGCGGAGAGCUGCCGGUGCUGGGAGCGGUGCUGGCGCUGGCGCUGCUGGUCGGACCGCGGGUGCUGGCCCAGAGAGCUGACAUCGAGCUGGUGCCGGCGCUGAGCGGCGGAGAUGGCCCCGGCCCGGUGACCUACUCGGGCUACCAGGUGCUGCGCGUGCAGGUGACCGGCACCGACACCGCCGAGCUGCUCAGGAGCUAUGAGAACAACCCCGGCGCUCACUUUUGGUCGGAGUCGGCGGUGCAGGAGGGGCCCGUGGACGUCAUGGUCUCCCCCGACGUGGGUCGGCGGCUGAAGGAAGAGCUGACCCGCUCCGGGGCCUCCUACACCGUCAACAUUGAGGACGUGCAGGAGGCGAUAAAGCGGGAGAACCCGUCCGAUCUCCUUCAGCCGCGGCUGCAGGUGCGGCAGAGCCUCCAGCAGGGUCACCCGCUGACCUGGAGGAAGUACCACCGGCUGGCUGACCACCACCAGUACCUGGACUUUGUCGCGCUCCGGUAUGGCGACCUCUGCGAGACGUUCAGCAUCGGCACCAGCACCGAGGGACGAGACAUCAGGGGCGUCAAGUGCGGCCGAGGAAAGCGGGAAAUCUGGAUCGAUGGAGGUAUCCACGCGCGGGAGUGGAUCUCGCCGGCGGUCGUGUCGUACUUGAUCCGCGAGUUCUCCGAGCGGUCGACCACCUCUAACGACAUCCUGUCCAACUUCACGCUCUACAUCAUCCCGGUGCUCAACCCCGACGGCUACGAGUACAGUCACACCCAUGACCGUAUGUGGCGUAAGACGCGCUCGAAAAACGCCGAUUCUACCUGCAUCGGCGUCGAUGCCAAUAGGAAUUUCGACAUUAGCUGGGGAAAGAGUGGCACCUCCCAGGAGCCGUGCGCGGUCACUUACGGAGGGCCGCACCCGUUCUCUGAGCCGGAGACGCGGGCCAUCCGCGACUUUGUGCUGGCACACAAGGAUAAACUGGAGAUGUUUAUCACUCUCCACAGCUACUCGGAGCUGCUGUUUGUGCCGUACGCCUUCACGAUACAGAAGCCGGACGACUAUGACGAGGUGCGGGCGGUGGCCGAGCGCGGGGUGGCCGCCCUGCGCGCAGCCUCCGGACGCGAGUUCAGCAUCCCGCGCACCACCCCGUACAACCAGCUGUCCGGCGUGUCCGACGACUGGGCCAAGGCGGUGGCCGGCGUGCGCUUCACCUACACGUUCGAGCUGCGCGACAAGGGCGCGCACGGCUUCCUGCUGCCGGCCGAGCAGAUCGAGCCCAGCGGCCGCGAGAUCGCCGCCGCCAUCAAGGCCAUGAUCCGUGCGCUGCCGGCGCCACAGCGCCAGUCCGGGGAUGUGGCAGAGCACCGGGAGGCCGCCGCGCCGGCCGCCGGGAAACGGGCUGCCGGCAGGCGGUUCUACUGACAACUAAAGAGGGAGGGGGGCUUUCUGCUGGGCCGGGAGAGAGGCUUCCGACUGGGCCGGCGGAGAGGCGGUGUCUGGGUCAGGAGGACGACGUUCUACUGGGCGGGGAGGUAGGCAUUCUACUGAGCCGAGAGAGAGUCAUUCCACUGAGCCGGGAGGGAGCCGGGAGGGAGUCAGGAGGUAGGCGGCGGGUCGGGCCGGGAGGGAGGCGGUGGCUGAAACCGGCCGGAGAACCGUGAACCGGCCGGGGAACCGUGUUACGCGCGAUGAUAGGAUCGGCGGCAGUGUAGCUCCGGCCGAUAACCGAGCCGAUAACCGGCCGAUAACCGAGCCGAGAAAUGGGUCACAAAUGCGAGUGGGUCUUCAGGUCACCGGUCCUACAUGGAGUGACGGGUCCAUUGUUGAUCUGUCCAGCCUACAUACCGGGCUGCUGUAAAUGCACGCAUGUUGCGUGCAUUCAUGCAGACACGAUAUGCAUUUUAGAUUAGCUGAACGUUUUGAAUCGCUUGUUUUUGUGAUCCUACAGCUACAAUUAUUGCAUGUGUAUGGGAUGCAUUCAUUAGACGCUAGCGUAACUACAGGUAGAAUUGCCUGAAUCGUAUGGUGACAUCACCAAUCGCUGGUGAAUGGCAUUGUAACAGUGUAUUAACUUUACUUCCAGCACAGUCGAGGGUGCAAAUAAACAAUUUGAGUUGAG